AUGAUUUCGCCAAACUUUCUCGCCCGCGUCUUUCGGGUCGCCCUGCGACAUCAAGAAUCAGUCGCACCAGCACCAGCGUCGCUCCCAAGCAAAGAAGCAACCCAGCAUUAUAUGAGAGGGCCUCACUACUUUAUCCGAGCUCUCCUAGAGUCCCCGGGAGUCCAUCCCUCAAGCUGCGAAGUCGACGGCAACCGGCAUAAUCGUGAACGUCUCCCUAUACUUCCUACAGACCACACCUCGUUGUACUCGUCUAUGGUCGAUCCUCAAACCCCAGUUCCGGACACACAAGCUCAAAGUCCAUCCUUCGCAAGAUUGCCUCCUGAAGUCAGACAGCUGAUACACCAGCAGCUUUUCGGAGGCCGCCGCAUUCACCUUGACCUUGACUAUGUAUCGCAGCAAGCACAGUGGCUCUGGUGGCUUCGAGCUUUAGUGACAAACAGGGCUGAAGCGAAGGUUGGUGGGAUUGGAUGGCUCAGGUGUUGCAAACAGGCAUACGAGGAGUCCCUCGCUGUGUUGUAUAGCACGAACACAUUUGUCCUUGACCAUGGGAUCGACCAGAUAUUUCGGGUGUCGCGCGCGAUACCGCAGGACCCCCUAGCGAUUUCGACAUCGCUAGUUGUUGAGAUUGAUCUCUAUCGGAUCUCGAGGUCAUUUCCUAGCAUGAGCACCGAGUUUGCCGAAUAUUAUCGUGAGUUCUUUUUUAUACUCGAAGAGAUGAUGUCCGGUCUGCGAAGUCUAUCGAUAUGGAUUGCAGGAUUGCCACGCUCCCCAGCUCUGAUUGAGUGGUCUAUUGAGGACGAGGAUAUGUGGAUAGGACCGUGGGAAAGCCUGGCGAGGAGCAGGUGGUGGUCAAAACUGCAGAUCCGUGUUCCGGCCGGCUGGUAUGAUGAUCUUGAGGCAGUGAUUGGUCGUAGGAACCAGCUGGGCGAUAAUGCGAGGUUCUCGCUGAGAAAGAGAGAAGAGCCAUUCCGAAGGGAUUGGUGA
This is a messenger RNA of Aspergillus calidoustus, 984 nucleotides long. NCBI's taxonomy places the organism in Eukaryota, Fungi, Ascomycota, Eurotiomycetes, Eurotiales, Aspergillaceae. The record is from the annotation of a GenBank genome assembly.